Messenger RNA from Rhinocladiella mackenziei CBS 650.93, 1029 nucleotides. RefSeq lists its product as uncharacterized. The record is from RefSeq and is a predicted model, not a curated record. The transcript has a single exon. The coding region runs from base 1 to 1029 and encodes 342 amino acids. Lineage: Eukaryota; Fungi; Ascomycota; Eurotiomycetes; Chaetothyriales; Herpotrichiellaceae. Gene Ontology annotation, molecular function: membrane insertase activity. Gene Ontology annotation, biological process: mitochondrial respiratory chain complex IV assembly; protein insertion into mitochondrial inner membrane from matrix. Gene Ontology annotation, cellular component: mitochondrial inner membrane.
AUGCCGUCCCGCCAAUUUCUACGAUGCUCGCGAUCUCUAUCCCAUAUCCCAAAACUACAGCCUCCUCGAGCUCCGUUGCCCCAACAUGUCCUGUCACGAACCUUCCAUUCCACACAGCAAAACCAUUUAGUAGCAGAAGCAUUACAACUGUCACACACUGCCUUUCAAGAGAUUCACACAUUCAGUGGCCUCCCGUGGUGUCUAUCCAUACCACUGACGGCGGCGCUCUUCCGACUUUCUUGGAUUCCCAUCCUGGUAGUCACGAACAGAAAUGCCAAACGGAGACAAACCGUAUCCCAACUUCUGGUGGGAUGGCGCAAAGCCUAUCAGUCUGUUGCGGCAUUGAAAUUCCCCUUUGGAGAUGAAAAAGCGGCGAAGAAUGCAGAGUCUUGGGUGUCUACCCAACUAGCGGCACGACAAAAGAGUAUCGAAAAGCAUUGCAAGGUCUUGAAUCCGUCGCUGGUGAUGGCACUUCAACUGUCCUUCCUCCCAAUCUGGAUAAUCAAUGCCGAUGUUGUUAGGCGGAUGACAGGCGAUGAGAGGACUAUAACGUCGAUGUUGUUCAAAACCAACGAAAAGGUGGAUGUGAGCAUUGUGCCAGCAGAACCAGGUCUAGCAGCCGAAAGCCUUUGGUGGAUUCCUAAUUUAGUGUCCCCAGAUCAACUCUGGAUCCUUCCCCUGACCUUUGGGACAUUGUCGGUGACCAGUGCAUGGAUGGCCGUGGGAAGGGGCAAGGGAUUGACGAGGCUAGAACGGAGAGUCAGCGCCAUGGAAGCUGGUCCGAUGAGAACUCGAGAGAGUUUUUACUUACAACUAUCUCAAUCUAUCAUCGCGGCUUCUUUUAUCUUCCCAUUUCUCCUCAUCCGAUCUGAGACGGCUACGGCCGUAGUCUUGUAUCUCAUUGCUAGUGUCGGAACGCAGCUGGUUCAGCGACCUUUGAUCGGCUAUCUGCUCGGAGGGUCCAACGCCCUUGAGCCUUUGGACGCUAAGUUGCCGAAAAUGAAAGGACGGAAAGACGAUUUGUCAUGA